This is a messenger RNA of Miniopterus natalensis, 4833 nucleotides long. RefSeq names its product solute carrier family 38 member 2 (gene SLC38A2). Gene Ontology annotation, biological process: L-glutamine transport; amino acid transmembrane transport. The record is from RefSeq and is a predicted model, not a curated record. NCBI's taxonomy places the organism in Eukaryota, Metazoa, Chordata, Mammalia, Chiroptera, Miniopteridae. Gene Ontology annotation, cellular component: plasma membrane. Gene Ontology annotation, molecular function: L-glutamine transmembrane transporter activity.
ACGCUCGCGCCUUUCCAUUGAGGCGGCGGACGCCGGACCAUUGGGGGGCAGCUUGCCAUUUCCUUUUUUUAUUAAAAUUAUUUUUUCUGCUUAUUGUUGGGGAUUUUUUGUUUUGUUUUCGAUUUUUUUCAAUUUUUUUUUUUUUCCGCUGAGAACAACCUACUGAAGGCGUUUGUGUGGCAUUCCGGGAUUCAGGAGCGGAGACCACUGAGGCAGCUCGCCGGCCGGGCCCCGCAACAGACAAAAGGAGUCCAGUGUUCCUCGAAGCCUCUGAGUCCUCCCGGUGCCCAGCAUGAAGAAAGCCGAAGUGGGAAGGUUCAACAUUUCCCCGGAUGAGGACAGCAGCAGCUACAGUUCCAACAGUGACUUCAACUACUCCUACCCCACCAAGCAAGCUGCUCUGAAAAGCCAUUAUGUAGAUGUAGAUCCUGAAAACCAGAACUUUUUACUUGAAUCGAAUUUGGGGAAAAAGAAGUAUGAAACAGACUUCCAUCCAGGUACUACUUCCUUUGGAAUGUCAGUAUUUAAUCUGAGCAAUGCGAUUGUGGGCAGUGGAAUCCUUGGGCUUUCUUAUGCCAUGGCUAAUACUGGAAUUGCUCUUUUUAUAAUUCUCUUGACAUUUGUGUCAAUAUUUUCCCUGUAUUCUGUUCAUCUCCUUUUGAAGACUGCCAAUGAAGGAGGGUCUUUAUUAUACGAACAAUUGGGACAAAAAGCAUUUGGAUUGGUUGGAAAGCUUGCAGCCUCUGGAUCAAUUACAAUGCAGAACAUUGGAGCUAUGUCAAGCUACCUCUUCAUAGUGAAAUAUGAGUUACCUUUGGUGAUCAAGGCAUUACUGAACAUUGAAGAUACAACUGGACUGUGGUAUCUGAACGGCGACUAUUUGGUCCUGCUGGUGUCAUUGGUGCUCAUUCUUCCUUUGUCACUGCUGAGAAAUUUAGGAUAUUUGGGAUAUACCAGUGGCUUUUCCUUGUUAUGUAUGCUGUUCUUUCUGAUUGUGGUGAUUUGCAAGAAAUUUGAGAUUGCUUGUCCUUUUGAAGAUUAUUCAUUGAUUAGUGAGGCAGUGAAUAUGACCUUCAUACAGCCAACAGCUUUAGUACCUCAUAUGGCAUUUAACAUGACUGAUGAUUCUUGCAGACCACAUUAUUUUACCUUCAACUCACAGACCGUCUAUGCUGUGCCAAUUCUGACCUUUUCAUUUGUCUGUCAUCCUGCUAUUCUUCCCAUUUAUGAAGAGCUGAAAGACCGCAGCCGUAGGAGAAUGAUGAAUGUAUCCAAGAUUUCAUUUUUUGCUAUGUUUCUCAUGUACCUGCUUGCUGCCCUCUUCGGAUACUUGACAUUUUAUGAAAACGUUGAGUCAGAAUUGCUUCACACCUACUCUAAUGUCAUGGGAGCUGAUAUCCUCCUUCUCAUUGUCCGUUUGGCUGUGUUAGUGGCCGUCACCCUGACAGUUCCAGUCGUUAUUUUCCCAAUCCGGGGUUCCAUAACUCACUUAUUUUGCUCAACAAAAGAUUUCAGCUGGUGGCGUCAUAGUCUCAUUACAAUAUCCAUCUUGGCAUUUACCAAUUUGCUUGUCAUUUUUGUCCCGACUAUUAGAGAUAUCUUUGGUUUCAUUGGUGCAUCUGCAGCUGCUAUGUUGAUUUUUAUUCUUCCAUCUGCCUUCUAUAUCAAGUUAGUUAAGAAAGAAACUAUGAAAUCUGUACAAAAGAUUGGGGCUUUGCUCUUCCUGUUAAGUGGUGUAGUGGUGAUGAUCGGAAGCAUGGCCUUGAUUAUUCUGGAUUGGGUACACAAUGCCAAGGAAGGUGGCCAUUAACUGCCACCACUAAAACUUCAAUAAUCCAUUUGAUGCCAGUGUUGAGUCAACUCUCAGCUACUAUGAAAUUUCACCUAAUGUUUUCAGUUUCACUUCCUUUUGAAGUGCAGAUUCCUCACUGGUUCUUCUGAGUGCAGAAUAAGGGAACUCUUUUUGGUUUUUUUUGUUUUUUUUUUUUUAAAGGAACUAUUCUGUAUGAUAGAAAUGGACAUUAACAACAAAACCACGAGUCUCGGGUUAAUGGAAGUGACAAUUUUAUUCCAUUCCAGAGAAUGGACGAACUCUUUUAUCAAGCCACAUGUUUGGCUGUGUCAUUGUUUAACUUGGAUAUUUUAUGGUUUUACUUGAAUGUGCCUAAUGGAACCAUUUGAUGUGAGAAACAAUUCUUAAUUUACAGCAAAGUAUUGAAAUAACCAUUGAGAAAAACACUAUUAUUUUUUGUACCAAAAAUACUGAAAGACCUCAGAAGUACUAUUUUACUUUUAAAAGAUGCUUUUUUUGAACAUUGUCCAAAAAUGGUUGUCAAUAAAUUCCAUAAAAAAAUUUUCAUUGGUGUUUAAAAACAAAUAUGAGUAUUAUGAAAUGAAUUGCCUUUUUGUAGGCAUAAUAAGCCAAAUACUUUUUUUAUCCAAAAUGAUUUUUAGACAAAAUGAUGUAAUGACUAAUUGUACUAUGAGUAGGAGCAUAGUUUUUUUUCCAUUCAAACUUCACCCUUCAAGGAUAAUUGACGGCUUAUUGUUAUACCAAAUCAGAUGAACUCUGUUCAUCGUUUUUCUUCUGUGUUCCCAAAUAAUUUAGUUCAUUCAGACAAAUAUUUAUGGCUUCAGUCUAUUAGAGCAGAAGAUUAUACAGAUAUUUCUGUGGAAAGUAAAGUAACUAAUUUUGAGGUACCAAAUAGUGCAAUUGGGUAAAACAGGGUUUAUUCAGUUGCAUCUGUUUCCAGAGCUGGAUUGACAGCUCUGGUGUUUUUGGGCCAGCCCUUUUUUGACAUUGCUUCCAGCAGUGGAAAAUGGGCAUUUGGUGGCUAUGUAAGCCAAAACUAUUCUAUCUAGAGUACGACUUUUCAAAAUGCUCAUCUGCUACUGGAGGUGUGAAUUACUUGAUACUAUAUGGCUUAGUCGUGUUCAUGUUUUGUCUACAGUAGAGGUCUGAUCCACAGGUUACACCGGUAUUUGGGAUAAUACUAAGUUCUCUUCAUAUAGGCCACUGGGUUUCUCAUGCAGUAAGGUUUUUUUAAAAACUUACUUGCACUGAAUUGUCAUCUCAUUCUUGUACAACAUAGAAUUAUUUGUUUACAUCCAACAAAUGGUUAGCUAGGGAAAACAGUGCAACCUGAGUGUAAGUAGUUGGUCCAACUGCAUGUUCACCCUUCCAUGUAAAUUGCAGUUAGAACUGAAAAAAUUACUUGGCUUUUAAGAGCACAUUUAUUGUACGUUAUGGUGUAUGGUGAAUAUAUUAUUAAAUAAUGUGGUACUUUGUUCAUUAGGCAUAAUGUCCAAAAUCUAAUACAUAAUUCCAUUAGUGGUUGAGGGAAGCAAAUAAUGAAAUCAUCAGUUGGUCAUCUGGCUGUUAAAGGUUUUCUCUUGAACUAAACAUUUUUAGUUCUAGGCAAGGGCCAGAAAUGUGGCGGACAUGGUUUUUGUUACGCAUUCUUGUAUUAUAUGUGACUAGUUUAUAGACCAGGUAUGUCUUUCUGUACUUAAAGACCCUUGUGGAACUGGAAGACGUCUUGUAGUGCUACAUUGGUGAAACCAAUGGUCUAUUUUUGUUUGUUUCUACAAAAAUAAAGUAAUUGGGGACCAUCUAGAAAGGCAGUGAGAAGGUGGAUUCUACAGCACUGCUUUCAUUUAAUUGGGCUUUUGGUACUCCCUUCGAAUCCAGAACCUCACCUCUAGUUCAGACCAAGAAUUGGCACUUCUGCUUGAGUUCCUGGAAGAAUUGCUGAUUUUGUAUCUAAGGUCUAUCAGAGAAUACCAAGUAAAGAGCCAUUUUCUACAGUUUACAUCCUUCCACGUGGGAGGAAAUACCCUGUCAACCAGGAAAGAAUGGAAAAAAGUCCUUACAGCAAAUUGAUGUGGGGGGCUCAUCUAAUUUUCAUUGGCUGUUUGAGGUUCAAAAUCAGCUGCCUAGGGUAAAUUCCAUUGCAUGAUUUUCUUGGAGCUAGCUUGUCUGUCUUGAGGUUCCUGAACAGUGAAUUCCCAUUAAUAAGCAGUCUUCAGUAUUAAAACCACUGUCUUGUCACCUCAUUUUGCAUUACUGUCUUCCGUGGAUGUUUCAGUUAUAACUGUAAUGUUAUUUAUAGAACAGCAUUAAUCCAUUAAAGCUAACCUAUUUUUCAAUAUUUAUGAUAAUCUAUGUAUAUACAUUGUCUGUCCAUAUGUAUUUGUAAAUAGGUUGUAUAUAAUUCCAUAGGUCAGGUUUGGGUCUUGGGUUCAAGUGUAUAUAUUCCUGUAACUUUCUUAACUGCAUUUUGAUGAAUUCACAUUAUGUAUAUCUAAGAAUUGUCCCAAAAUUACCUGUACAGAGAUGUCAAUAUAAACAAAUUGAUAAAUUGUGUAAACACUAAAAAUUUUAAAUAUUGUUUAAAUUGUAUUUGCAAUAAACAGACUGGUUGACCAUUACAUUUUUUUUUUCCAUGAAAACUUGGUGCAAGUUCAGCUCUCUUAUUUAAAUUUUAAAAAGGUCUAAAUUUUCAAAAUGCAGUAAUCAAAAUGUGAUCUAGUGUAAUUAGGUACGUGCCCUUGGCAGGAAUCGAACCCGGGACCCUUCAGUUCACGGGCCGAUGCUCUAACCACUGAGCCAUACCGGCUAGGGCUAUUGUUCUGAAAUCAAAUGUGAUCUAGUGUAAGGAAAGACCUUUGAGAACCUAGGUGUGUUACUCUUAUGUAUAUAAUGUAAAAAUCCCCCCUGUACUGUUAGAGGCCAACAAUUCCAGUAUGACUUGUUGGCAGAGAGUGCUACACCGUUUCAAUGAAACAAUGUAUGUUUUAACUGAACUAAAAUAAAUACAUGCUUAAUCCUGA